GUGUGAGCCAUCGGCCGUGAUUUUCGAACACAUAAGAAGUCCGAGCUUCUAUCCGUGGUACUCUUGGAGGUCUGGACACAGAUGCUCAGAAAUUGUGUCAAUUAGGUCUGCGGAGGCUCAUUGUACAUACUUGCAUAAGACAUGUGUGAUAGACUUUUACAAACGUACCAGGGCCGAGAUGGCCUCAUCAAAACGAUGGGCUACGCCUUCAUGUUGUGCGGAGGGGUCACGGAUAAGGGAGUCAAGAAAAGGUUUCAAAUCCUCUCCAAAGAGAUGUCGCACUGCAGAGUCAUUCUCCGACUUCUCGAUGAUUGGCCCAUGCUGAAAUAUAAUCUCCAGUAUGGACUGGGAAAACCAGAGGAAGAUCAGUUGUUGAGAGCUGUUAGUGUUAUAAAAAACAUCGCGGACCAGCUAUUCUUCCCAGUCGAGCACUUGGCUUGGUUGGCAGACAAGCGGAUCGUCCGAACUCGGCACACAAAUCGUCUGUGGGUAGCGAGUAAGUUCCUAUGGGCGUUCUCGUUGUACUGCGGAUGUCUCAAGGCUGUGCGAACCCUGAAUGCUCUCCAGCGGAAACAAGGAGAGCUCAGACGUGAAACAGCGGAAAUCAGACGCGCCAAAGCCCAACAGGUCCUCAGUCUGACGAUUUCCACUCUGAACCUGAUCAACGCCAUAUCCUGGUUGCCCGAAGGAGUGCUCUGGGCCGGAAAGCUCAAAGUUUGGCACAAUGGGGCCGUUGGGCUGCUCGCGUCACUUCUAGGACUCUUCCAAUUGAUUGUGAAAUGAAUGCCUCUCAUUCUAACGAGCCGAACCGCUUCAGAAAAUGUCCUAGGUUUUCAAAACAGACGACAUUGGGGAGCGCGUCCUCAUCCUGAUCGUGACGAACAUUCGAUAUGAUGCCAAUCAGAUGGAAAAUUCCGUGAAACGUCUCCUUGGAAUACGAGGCAGAAUAUUCUUGGUCAUGUGACAUGCGAGGUCUUGUUAUUGCUAUUUUUGUGAAUGGAACGAGAUCGAUGCAUAAAUAUUGAUGGUGGUAGUGUACAUAGAUAAUCCAGUGUUCGGAUUCUGUUUGGAAUAAAAUAAACGAAAGCAA
This is a messenger RNA of Galendromus occidentalis (western predatory mite), 1090 nucleotides long. RefSeq names its product peroxisomal membrane protein 11C. Gene Ontology annotation, biological process: peroxisome fission. The record is from RefSeq and is a predicted model, not a curated record. The transcript has 5 exons. The coding region runs from base 142 to 783 and encodes 213 amino acids. Lineage: Eukaryota; Metazoa; Arthropoda; Arachnida; Mesostigmata; Phytoseiidae. Gene Ontology annotation, cellular component: peroxisomal membrane.